AUGAAAAAUCUCGAUGGUUCAUUAACUGAUGUUACAAAUCUUUCUAAUUUACAAAUGAAUAUAAAACAACAAACAUGUUCAUGUUCAACAUGUACUUGUUCAAAUGAUGAAAAUAACAUAAAAUCAGACUUUUUUGAAAAUACGGAUGAUUGUUUAACAUAUACUUUUAUAACUCUUUAUGAAUGUUCUCUAUGGUGUAUUCAAAUAAUUUAUGAACUUUUCUUUAAAACAUUUUGGCAAAUUCUUGUAUACAUAAAACAAGAAGUACAAUAUACUCAAAGUGUUAAUAAGGGUAUUGAUAGUUGGGAUAUGUCAUCUAUCAACAACUCAUCAAGUAAUAGUUAUUCAUUAGUGUCUAAGAAGAGAAAGUAUUCCAACUUAUCAAAACGUUAUAUACCAUCUCAUUAUUCAUUAUUUAAUCAAAAUAUGAAUCGAAUAUUAUCUCAAGAAAAAACUAGUUCAAUUAUGGAUAAACAUAUUGUUUUAGUACCUGUUCGUUCAUCUUAUUGUCAAACGGAAUUAUUAACAAAUGAUUUACCUACAAUUAAUAUAAAUUUAAAUCAAUCAGAAAAAAAUAUUAAUCUACAUAAACAAUUAUCUAAUACCAUUUAUAGACGUUUAGAUGAACCAUUGAUAUUUACAAAUCGUGAAAUAUGUUGUAAAUAUAAUCAAACGCCAUAUUUUUCAACUAUGCCAUUAGGUAUUAAAAUAAUCUUAAAUAGAUAA
Messenger RNA from Adineta steineri, 726 nucleotides. Lineage: Eukaryota; Metazoa; Rotifera; Eurotatoria; Adinetida; Adinetidae. The record is from the annotation of a GenBank genome assembly.